UGGGCGGAGCCUCUGCUCUGCAUCAUAAUACCAUCAGACCAGCGGUUUCACAAAGAGACGAAGUAAAAACCCCGUGGCCUGCACCGCUACUUCUGCUGCAGCUACAUAUCAUGUACCCACUGUGUAGAAAGCAGCACUGGACUCAAGCUUAAUGGAAAUAAAAAAGAGAGGAGAGACGACUGUAAAAAGAAAAAUGUCCAGAUGACAACGACUAUGCUGACAUAGCUAAAGAAUUAUCAGCUCAUCAGCACUUCCUUCAUCCUACUAUCACCACCCCAUCAUCUGUCCGGCCAUGUUGGUUAGGAGGAAGCUUUACGUCAUUGUGGCAAUUGCUGUUGUUCUCCUCCUGAUGCUCGCAAGCCACAGCAUCCAAAGGAGACACAUCCUGCCACUGUCAAUAACCCAACUCAACAGCAGAGCCACAGCCUCCAGCAGGGACACUGUGGUUGAACCAACAGUGGCCCCUGCUGUCCUGUCUCAUCCCCCUUUUCCUCCCAGUACCAUAUUCACUGAGGCUGAUGUAGAAGAAGAGGACGAGGAAGACAAUGAAGAGGAAGACGAGGAGCACCCUGAAGAGAACGUCCAGCACCAAAAGUCAUGCAGUUGCUCAGAUGGUUGUAUUUCAGACCCCACGGGGUCUCGCUGGUUCAGCAAACGCUACAACCCCGAACAGCAACCUAUUCUACAAGCCAAGAACAACAACUUUGACCCUGAUGCACUGGCAUGGUGGCUGGGUCUUCAGCGGUCUGGUAAUGACCAUAGUUUAGAGGAAGUGAUGGCAAAAAUGUUCCAGGUCAUUUCCCCACCCCCUGUGGACACCAGGCCAUUAUCCACACGUUGCCGUAAAUGUGCAGUUGUCGGCAACUCGGGCAACCUGCGGGGGUCCGGGCUCGGCAAAUUAAUCGACUCGUACAGCUUCAUAAUUCGAAUGAACAAGGCAGUGACACGAGGUUUUGAAAAGGAUGUCGGGAACAGGACGACGCAUCACUUCCUGUACCCGGAGAGUGCUGUGGAUGUGGAACAUGGGGUCAACCUCGUCCUGUUGCCAUUCAAGCUGAGGGACCUGGAGUGGCUGACCAGUGCGUUGUCAACCGGCCAUAUCAAGAUGACUUACAUGAGGGUCAAAGACAGAGUGGGGGCUGAUAAAGACAAGGUCCUGGUGGUGAAUCCAGUCUUCUUUAAGUAUGUCCAUGAUCACUGGACAGAGCAUCACGGUCGCUAUCCGUCCACCGGCAUGCUGGCAAUCAUCUUUGCUCUGCACACUUGUGACCAGGUGUCUGUGUUUGGUUAUGGUGCUGAUACGCAGGGAAACUGGCAUCACUACUGGGAGAAGAACCGCUACGCUGGAGCCUUUAGGAAGACUGGUGUUCACAGUGCUGAUUUCGAGACAGAGGUCAUCCACACACUCAAAAAGGAGGGCAAGAUCAAGCUCUUCCUUUGACACACAUGAAAACUGAAAGAUCUGGUACUGAACAACCAAAUCUGAGCCAGAUAUGUGCUGCAUAUGUUUUUUUUCCCAACAUAGGACUAAUUGGACUGUAAUCAGAUAGCUGUUUUUUCUCUUUUCUGAUACCACUUUGCCUUCAGCAGCUUCCUUUUGGUUGCUGUUUUGCCUUUUCUUAGUCACCAAGCAUGAAAGUGAACUGACUUAACACAACAAACCUGCUGGGCAGCAAAGAUGUAUUUACAGACUUCUGCUGCUUUAAAGAUGUUCAUUUUGAACAAUCAGCCUUUUCUGAUCCCUUUACUGACUGUCCUGUCAUUGGUAAUUGAUGCCAUUGCCCACCAUGCAUUUUGCUCUGAAUGGGAAUCAACCACCAAUUUUUUGUAACAUAGACUUUUGUAUUGGAUUCUGUAGACACUACAAAGGGGUAACCUCUUUCUUUUUUUAAUUAAAAGCACUUUUUUAAUGAAGAGGAAAUGUUGGGUAAUGGUAAGAUGAUUGCUUUGCUCAUUAACCACACACAAACAUGGAUAGAUGUAUUGGCACCUGUUGUUUGAAUGUGUAAAAAUCAUUAAAUAAAUUAAUCUUUGACUGCAGCAGCGUGAUCUCAGUCAGAAAAUUUAGAAAAAUCCAACAUUUUUACUUGAGACAUUAUGUAUUCACACUUUGGGGGUGAGAAUCCUAGUCAAGAAAUAACUAAUUUUUACAAAAUCAACCCAGCUGUGACCAUUUUGUACAAACCCUUUUUGAUUAAAGAACAUGUUUUAGUCAUGUCCCAUAUUUAGCAAAGUUGGAGCAGCCAGGCAGAGAGGGAUUUUUGUGUUCAUCUGGCCAUGUGUUUUGGAUUAUUAUCUUGCUGAAAAACUCAGUGAAAAUACACUUAAACAAGUAAAGUAGUUUAGCAAACUUUACUUGUUUACAUUUGUGACAGUUAUGCCCACAUUAAUUAAUCCAUGUGGCUAUUUAAAUUAGUUUUUCUUAACCCUCCCGUGGUCUUGGCAUGUUUAGGAGGAGUGUGGUAAAUGUCAGGUCAGACUGCGAGGGGAAAAGUGUCACACUAGAUAGUUAGUUCCCAUAACCAUAUGAAAUUAUGCUGCCACAAUAAAACAUUAAUUUAUUUGAAAGAUUUUUACUCACCUUUGCCACAGGUGCCAAUGAAUGAUUGUAAGAGUACUUCUAGGAUUGUAUCAUUUAUAAUCCUUUCUUUUUAAGGUCCUUUAAAACCGUCCUUCUCUAUAGAAUCAUGACUGAAAGGAAUCUAGUUUGCUUUUCUUUUUUUUUUUUUACUAUAAACUCUGCCUGGGAUAUUUUCUUUUUUGGUCACAAUCAGAUGAGCCUACAAUUUGAGUUUAAAUAAUUUAAACACCUUGCAGGGUUUCUGUUUAUUUUUAAUGGGAUAUUGUCUUCCAGUUAGUCACAAUCAGCAAAAGCAAUGCCACAGUGUGACAGAUGCCUUUUAUUUAAUGGGACAUAAAACAGUAUCAUACUGCUACUGCAUGAUACUAACAAAUGUAAUUAUAGUAACACAUCAGUUGCUUUUUGUGGAAGAAUCUUGUUUUUCUUUCUUUAGUUGAGCCAAAUGGAACUUCAUGAUUCUUCCCUGAUCAUGGUGACAAACAUGACGACCAACAACAUUAUGAAGAUUUCCUGAAUAAAAUCUAACUAGUAACAUGAUAUAUGGACUCAAUGGAUGACAUGAAAAUUGAGAACAGUUUGGGGUUUGACCAAAAGACUCGCUAAAGAGGCACCGACCAGUUCAGCAGGCGGCAAUGACAGCUGUUGCACCUGCACUGUGAAUGUACAAAAAAAUAAUCUGAUGCUGAUUGUCCUCAAUAAUCAACUGAAUGUUUGCGUCUUGGUUUACACUAUAAUCAUGUUUAGAGUCCCCUGAGUGCUGAUAUAUCUGCAUUCAACAGGUUUGUUGUUGCUGUUUUUUAGCCCUAUUGAAAAUUACUUAUGAUCAAAGGCCAACUAACAGAGGGGAGGUUUAGAAAUUAGGUUGCAUGUGCACAUUAAAAUAAAUCUAAUUGUGUUUUGUAAAAACGGCAUUUAAAUUCAAAGCUGCACUGGAAAACUGCCUGCAUUUUACACUUUGUGUGAUUAAGCAAUAGAUUUUUGAUGUUUCAGAAGAUAAAAUGGUAAAUUUACAUAUUCUCUAUUAAUAAUACUAAGUAAAAUCAUUUGCUACAAUUUGAUUACAGGCAAACUGAUCCUUUGCAGGCUUAACUUGAGUGUAAUUGAGUUUUGGAUGUUUAAAUGUUUAUUUUUUACAGUUGCUUUAUUGAGAAUGUUGAGAUUUAAAUUCAUACCCCAAUGUGUGAAACUGCCCUGAGACUUAUGCUGGCUGAGAUGCUCCAUCUGCUUCAUACAACAUUGUUCUCUUUGAGAAUUUGACUUUUGUAGCAAACUUGAUAACAUUGAAAGUUUAUCCAAAGAGACAGCUUGUGGUCUUCAGUCAUUGUCCUCUUUAAGACUCCAGAAAUCUGCUGCCAUAAUUGUAAUUAUUUUGUUCGAAGCAGAUGGAAAACUCAGAAAUCAUUGUAAUGCUGGAUAUUCAUCUGUAAGCUGUUGCUCUGUCACUUUUACCAGUUCAUUCAUUGUUUGGUUCAUUCAGUACAAAAACUGCCUGAAUUCUCAAUUUAAUAAGAAACAUCUGCUGUUUUUUUUUAAAUAUUUCCCCUUCACUUUAACACGUUGCUUUGUCGCAGGAAAUUGCUGCCAAUAAAAUGGGAAACGCGCUAUUCUGGCAGUUUUCAGACGCUUAAUGACAGAGCAGCAGGCCUGAGUAUUACUUAACAUCUGGAUGCUAUCUUUACUGCCAAUAUGUCAAGUUGUUGCAGACAGAUAUACACUAUUAUACUUAGUGCUUUUUGUGCCUUUGAGUCCAAGAUUUUUGCUCUUCACUGCAUUCUGGGAGUGAGGAGUUUAUUUAAAUAAAGAGGCAUCUUCUAAUUAUCCUUUUUCCUUUCAUACAAGUCCAUACAUGAUGAACGGAUUUAAUCCAAAGGACCUGAUUAUGUGUUCAGCUUUAAUUAGGCUUUCUGUUCAGACUGAAAUAGUCAGUGUUGGGUUUCCAGUCACACACCAGUUUACGAUCAGCAAGAUCUAGAUGCCAAACUGAGCACUAUGUUCAUCCAAAACCGCAGACAACAUGUACCCACAAUCACUUUGACUUAAAUAAAAACAAGUGAAACCAAAAUAAAAUUGGUUUUGUUCUUUUAAA
Molecule: messenger RNA, 4667 nt
Organism: Gambusia affinis (western mosquitofish)
Lineage: Eukaryota; Metazoa; Chordata; Actinopteri; Cyprinodontiformes; Poeciliidae
Gene: st3gal8
Product: ST3 beta-galactoside alpha-2,3-sialyltransferase 8
Exons: 9
Coding region: 293-1441 (382 amino acids)
Molecular function (GO): beta-galactoside (CMP) alpha-2,3-sialyltransferase activity
Source: RefSeq, a predicted model, not a curated record